Strongylocentrotus purpuratus (purple sea urchin) is the source of this 519-nucleotide messenger RNA. Its product is annotated as immunoglobulin superfamily containing leucine-rich repeat protein 2-like. The transcript is spliced from 2 exons. NCBI's taxonomy places the organism in Eukaryota, Metazoa, Echinodermata, Echinoidea, Camarodonta, Strongylocentrotidae. Gene Ontology annotation, molecular function: protein binding. The coding region runs from base 1 to 519 and encodes 172 amino acids. The record is from RefSeq and is a predicted model, not a curated record.
AUGGAUUCCUUGACGCAAACACUCUUGAUCUCGAUGGUAAUCUUUUUGGGAGGUAUCGUGCAGAAGGUUAUAGUGGACAUGCCAAUCAAUUCACAACAGCCAAACUAUACAUGCCCAGUCAAGGAUCGUUACAUCGCUAAGUGUGCUCAUCUCAAUCUUACCUCGAUUCCCCAAGACCUUCCGCAUGAACUGCUGGUAUUAUUCAUCCGUGACAACCAAGUAACAGAACUUUUAAACACGUCGUUCAUGAAUUACAACCAACUUGAAAAACUGUAUGCUCGUCACAACGUAAUUGCUUUCAUUGAUAGUGGAACAUUCGAAACUCUACCACAGUUGCAAGUAUUGGAACUAGAUCAUAACCUGAUUACCUUUCUACCCAUCUAUUAUCUUCAGAAGAAUGCUCUUCUAUACAUAAUAAAUCUAUCGCACAACAAGAUCAGUAACAUCUCCAGCACAUUGCCUGGUGAUAGAUCAAAGUGGCAUCCGUAUCAUCACGUUCAGACCAUGGGAGGUAACUAA